CUGUGUCCCUCGGACACAGCGCAUCAGCGGUCAAUGGAAAGAGCCAAAGAUGUCGGCUCGAUCAUGUGGUCAGCUGUGUCCAAUCACUGAUCAUCAGGGCACUGAUGAUCAGUGUGCCCUGAUGAUCUGUGUAGCCCCAGCAGUGCCACCUGUCAGUGUCCAUCAGUGCCAGUUCUCAGUGCUCAUCCAUGCCACCUGCCAGUGCCCAUCAGUUCCACAUCAAUGCCACAUAUCAGUGCCCAUCUGAGCUGCCUUUCAGUGUCACCCAUCAGAGCCGGUCAGUGCCACCUAUCAGUGCUGCCAAUCAGUGGUGCCUAACAGUGUGCAUCAGUGGCGCCUAA
Molecule: messenger RNA, 341 nt
Organism: Staurois parvus
Lineage: Eukaryota; Metazoa; Chordata; Amphibia; Anura; Ranidae
Source: the annotation of a GenBank genome assembly